AACUCUGACAAGAAGCAGAAGUCAGGUUCUUAGCAGCAGAGAGAUUGAAACCUCCGCUGAGGCUGGAGCUGACGAUCGGAGAGGAGGUGGAGAGGGGGAGAGAGAGAGAAGAGAAGCAGCGAUCAGGAGCUGACCAUGGACGACGAGUUGCUGGAGCUGCAGAGGCAGUUCGAGUCCGCUCAGCAGGCGAAAUCAAGCAUCCGAUUGUCGGAACGGAACGUCGUCGAAUUGGUCCAGAAGCUGCACGAACUCCAGAUCAUCGAUUUCGAUCUCCUCCACACCGUCUCCGGCAAGGAAUACAUCACUCCUGAGCAACUGAGGUAUGAAAUGGUGUCAGAGGUAGAGAAAUUGGGCCGUGUUUCUCUAAUUGAUCUUGCCGAUUCUACGGGAGUUGAUUUAUACCAUGUUGAGAAGCAAGCUGAGUAUGCAGUAGCCGAUAAUCCUGGCCUUAUGUUGAUUCAAGGGGAAAUUAUAUCACAACAUUACUGGGACUCUGUAGCAGAAGAGAUAAAUGAGAGGCUUCAAGAGUGUAGUCAGAUAUCUCUUGCUGAGCUAGCAACACAACUACAUGUUGGUGUAGAGUUACUGACCUCAAUAUUAAAGCCUCGCCUUGGGACCAUGGUGAAAGGUAGACUCGAAGGUGGGCAGUUAUAUACCCCUGCAUAUGUUGCACGAGUUAGUGCAAUGGUUCGUGGUGCUGCUAGGGGAAUUACAGUUCCAACCAAUUUAUCUGCUUUGUGGAGUUCUUUGCAGCAUCUGCUGCAGGAAAUGGAUGGAGCGAGUGGAAUUGCUGUUGAAGGUUCAUUUUUCCAAGCACUGUUCAACGGGCAAGUGAAGGAAGGCCAGCUACUUGGAUCUCUUCGAGCAGGAGUUUAUUGGACACCAACUGUUUUUGCCGGUGCUCAGAAGGAAUGCAUAGAUUCGUUCUUUUCUCAGAACUCCUUUAUCAAUUAUGAAAUGCUCAACAAACUAGGAAUUUCGCAGCCUGUGCAGUUCUUGCAGUCCAGAUAUCCUGAUGGUUUGGCUUUAGUAAAUGCUUUCGCGCACCCUUCAUUGACUGAGAUGGUGAAUGCUGCUGUUGAAGAUGCAAUUGAACGUGGUAGCUGGAUUGAUUCUCUCUCUGUAUUACCUACAUCAUUUGGUUCUCAAGAUGCAUCAAAGAUUUUAUCACAUUGUCAGUCUCUUCAGUCAGCGCUCAAGUCUCAGAAAGCUUUCAUUUUUGGAGAUUCCUAUGUGUUCAGUCAUACCUUUGUGAAGGAUGUCUAUGAUCGUAUCGAAAAAGAAAUGGAAUCAUUUAAUGUUUCAGGAUCCACUGGUAUGGGCCUUUCUGAUGAUAUAAGCUCUCGCAAUAAUGAUAGAGUGAGUCAUGAUUCCAGCACUUCCGUUGAGGCAAAUGACAGUCCUAGUGAGAGUAGUGGUAAACAUGCUAUGGAGAAAGGAUCAAGGAAGAAGAGGGGAAAGGCUUCUGGCAAUACAAAAACUGUUAUAGUUGAAGGUACUUCAGAUAACCAGGAUUACGUUCCAGCAAAAUCUAAGAAGAACCAGAAGAAAAGCAAGGACACAUCUUCCUUGCAUGUCUCAGAAGUAAAAUCAGGUGCAAGAAAAGAUCCCAGAUCACAGGAGGAAAGUCUUAAUGUCCCUUCUGAAGAAUGGGUAGUUCAACAGAUUAUGACUCUGUUCCCUGAUUGGGAAGAGCAAGGAAUCGAUGAUCCGCAUACCAUACUUAGACCUUUAGCUAACCAUCUGAGACCCAUGCUGAUAAAUUCUUUAAAGGAGAAAAGGAAGGCAUUACUUACCGAAAAUGCUGACAAAAUGAAACGAAUUCUUGAUGAUUUGCAAAGGAAAGUGGAUGAGGCUUUCUUAAACCUGCAAUUAUAUGAAAAGGCAUUAGAGUUGUUUGACGACGACCAGUCAACUUCAGUGGUUUUGCACCGCCAUUUAUUGAGAACAUCAGCUGCUUAUAUUGCAGAUACACUCUUUAUUAAUUUGGACAUAUACAACAAAGUGAAGAGCGGACUUGAAGUUGAAAAUUCUCAGAAUUCAGAACUAGUUUCACUCAGUCCUGGAGAAAGAAUUGAUCUUGCAAAGACUUUCAGAGGAUCUAUGUCAAAGAAAGCUCUUGCAGUUGCUGAAGUUUUGGAGGGAAAACGGAUUGAAACAUUUAUGGUUGCCCUCAGAGAUUUUGCAGAAGAAAGUGGAAUAGUCCUGAAGAAGCUAGACAAGAAAUUGGAAAGAACACUCCUACAUUCUUAUCGCAAGGAUUUGAUGUCCCAAGUAUCUGCUGAGACUGAUCCGGUGUCUCUUCUGCCAAAAGUGGUUUCCCUACUUUAUAUUCAAUUUCAUAAUAAAGCUCUUCAAGCUCCUGGGAGAGCUAUUUCUGUUGCUGUUUUGAGAUUGAAGGAUAAACUAGAUGAGUCAGCAUACAAGAUCUUGACGGAUUACCAAGCAGCAACAGUAACCCUUCUUGCACUUGUCUCAGCUGCAACUGGCGAUGAACAAGACUGCUCAUCCGAUAGAAUUACGACCAAGAGGGAGUUUCUGGAGGGCUUAAUGCCACAGCUGAAAGGCAUAGUUUUAACCCCCUCUCAACCUUGAGAUAAGCAUAUCAGGCGCCAAGGAAUGCCCUGAGAGAACUGGAGCUUCUGCACUGGUCGGGAGGAAAAAUUGUGUAUUUUCAGUUGAUUAAUCAGUAGAAUUAAGUGAUGUAUUAACUUAUUGGUUAUAAUGUUUGUUAGGCGUAGAGCCAUAGGGGAGGAAUUGACCCUGAAAUUUUUUUGCCUUUCGCCCCCUAUUAUUAUUGCAAGAUUAGAAGUAGCUCGUGCCA
Punica granatum (pomegranate) is the source of this 2824-nucleotide messenger RNA. Lineage: Eukaryota; Viridiplantae; Streptophyta; Magnoliopsida; Myrtales; Lythraceae. The record is from RefSeq and is a predicted model, not a curated record.